Messenger RNA from Lodderomyces pseudojiufengensis, 2538 nucleotides. RefSeq lists its product as uncharacterized. The record is from RefSeq and is a predicted model, not a curated record. The transcript has a single exon. NCBI's taxonomy places the organism in Eukaryota, Fungi, Ascomycota, Pichiomycetes, Serinales, Debaryomycetaceae. Bases 1 to 2538 code for a protein of 845 amino acids.
AUGACAUCUUUAGGAAUGUUCAAUUCAAAUUCAUCAAACUCAAACUUUCAACCACCUCAAAAUUAUUACAAUCAAAAAUCUACACCUUUAUCGUCGCCGAAGUCUUUGAAUUUUGCACAGUUUACUCCACCACCAUCGAAUCAUUUAUCGAACCAUAAUUCUGCUAAUGGAGGUACUAGUACUAGUGUCAUGGGAUCACCGAAAAAGUUAUUAACACCAAUUAAAAAUUUAUUUUCGUCAAAUAAGUCAGUAACAACACCUUCAUCAAAUGACAACCUACAAAACAUUUUGCAAACUAGCAGUAAAGAUUCACCAAAAGACUCGAAGAGCUCGAUUUUUAAAAGACAUAUUAGAAGUAAAAGUAAUAAUAAUAUUCAUGCACACAAUGACUUUAAACAUCUACCAGAAGAUCCACCUAUAGCCUCAAAUACAUUCAGGGUUGUACAGCCAUCCGUAUCGUCUCCAUCGUUACAUGAAUUAAAUUUAAUGAAUCAUGGAAAGGGAUCUUCUUCAAAUAAAUAUCGAUCACAACAGAAUUUACACCAUUUACAAUCACAACAAUCACAUUCAAGUCUACGAUCAGAAAUAAAUCACAAUAUGAACGAUGGUACUCAGGAUCAUUCAUAUGCAACUAAAAUACCAACAAGUGAAUCUUCCAAUGGAUUAGGAAUACCAAUCACGUUGUCUAAUGAUAAUUUUAGUAUCCCCUCCUUACCUGAAAGUAGAAACAAACGAAGUACGAAAGAUGUUUGUUUUGACCCUGCACUAACGUCUUCGAUAGAAGACAAAGAUGAGUUAAAAACGGAUCAUACAAGUUAUUCGAAUGAAUCUGUAGAAGGAGAUGACUUUGAAUACGAGGAUGAUGACAAUACCUCACAAUUUUCCUUUGUUCAAGACAUGAAAAAUGGAAGAAAUACUUCAGUCAAAUAUUACAAAACCAAAACUGACUCAAACAAAAAGCAAAAUAUGACAGUAAAUAAAAAUAUGGCUCCAAAUUCAUUUGAUGAGAACGACUUAGGAUAUGAAGAUGAGGAACUAUCUGAUUAUGACUUUGAAAAUAAUGGUGGUGUUGAAGAUAUGGAGGAGUAUGACUACGAAGAAGAAUUUCAAGGUGAAAACACUGCUUAUGCUGACAUGUUCAAUGAUAAUAAAGAUCAAGGUAGCGAAGACUUUGCCGAUGAAACGACCCCUAAGCAGUCUACGUUUCGAGAUUUAGAAACUAAUCAAAUGCAAGCAGAAACUGCUCAAGAUGAUUUUGAAUUGAGUAGAAUUGAAGAAGAGGACGAAUAUUCAAGAAGUUAUUUUUUGAAUGAAUCGCUGAUGAAAAUAGCCGAACCCAAACUUUCUCCAAAUUCCAAAUUCAAUGAGUUCACAAAGGGCCUUUCUUUUCCAAAACAGAGUAAAUUUAAUUCGUCGUUGCAUCUAUCAAUUCAAGGGAAUUCAUUAACUUCGUCAUCAAACUCAUUUUAUUCAAAUUUAGACGCUGAAGAUCGAAAUGAAAUUGACAUUCUUGAAAAUUAUUUGGAAUCAAUUUCGAACGAACAGCCUAAUCAGGAAAAACAAUUCAAUUACGAUUCAUUUAUUUCGCCACCGUUGCCACAAGAUGAAGUGUUUGACUUCCUUCCAACUUCAAGUUUGAAUAGUCCUAUUAUUAAUGGCCUCACAAUUGGUAGUAAUCUAAGACACAGAUCUCGAGAUUCGAACAAGUCAGAUAAUCAUAAUAACAGAUUGAUUAUUAAUAGAGAUCCAAUCAACAUAAAGAAAGAAGAAGGAAAUAGCGGUCUUAAAAUAUCAGACAAUGAAUCUAUUGCAUCAUUUCAUGAAUCCUUUGAUGACAAGUUGAACUUCAAGAUUGGUGAAAAGGUCGAAGCCUUUACAGCUUGGCAAAAUCAAGUAUCAACUCAAAAUAAUAAUCACGACAGUUUCAAUGAAAACAAAUCUUACAAUAAGCAAAAUCAAACUAAUACCAACAAUCAAGAUCGAGCCGGCUCGAUCGAAAAAGAUGAUAGAUUUAAUAGAGAGUCGAUUCUAGGUAUGAUGAAUUUUUUGGGUUCUGUAGAAAAUCAUUCAUUGACUACUGAAAAUGAUAAACACCAGGGAACAAAAUUUCAAGAUCAUCAAAACUUAACUAGAUUUGAUCUGAUUCUAUCUAGAAAUUCAUCUCAACGAAGUUACAUGCAAAAAAGAUAUAACAAUGUAUUGAUUUAUAAUUCAUUAUUUACUAAGUCAGAAAUAAAUUUAUCUGGUGAGCAAGAAAAAAUUGAAAAACAGAAAUCAUUUAAAAGAUAUUCUUGGUUUAAUAAUUCUGAAGAGUUAUCUUUACAUUUGAGGCCCACUACGAAUAAUAUCGAAAAGGAUUUUGAUAAUAAAAUGAAUUUACAAGAACCAAUUCGAUUUAAUGAGUCUCAGAAAGAAAGUUCGUAUAUGAACAAGGUUGAUCAACAAUCAAAUGAAUUUAAUGAUUACUACGAGGAUAACGAGUUUGAGGAUCAGGAUAUAUUAGAUGAAAUUAAUCAAAGUGCAAAUUAUGAAUUUUAA